Messenger RNA from Arabidopsis lyrata subsp. lyrata, 2188 nucleotides. RefSeq names its product probable amino-acid acetyltransferase NAGS1, chloroplastic. Gene Ontology annotation, molecular function: L-glutamate N-acetyltransferase activity, acting on acetyl-CoA as donor. Gene Ontology annotation, biological process: L-arginine biosynthetic process. The record is from RefSeq and is a predicted model, not a curated record. The transcript has 9 exons. NCBI's taxonomy places the organism in Eukaryota, Viridiplantae, Streptophyta, Magnoliopsida, Brassicales, Brassicaceae. Gene Ontology annotation, cellular component: cytoplasm. The coding region runs from base 204 to 2033 and encodes 609 amino acids.
GUGCAAAAAUACCGGUACAGGAGUACAUAAUCAAACCGACGAUUUAACCAUUUCUUAAUUCGAUUCAAUAACCAACAUAAACCGAAAUUAAACACACGCGUCCACAUUAAGCUCCUUCCUUGAGGAAUACUUUUCUUCUUCCUCCACCGAUCAUCCGCCAUUGUUACCCAAUUAUGCUCUGAAUUCCUUCCACGAAUUUUGAAAUGACGGAGCGAGGAGCUAUGGUGGUAUCGUCUUCUACCUCUUACCUUCCUUUUCGAUGUCCUCAAACAAGAAACGAUUUUUCUUUCUUCGCGCCGAGUAAGAAGCUAAACCCUAACCGUCAAUUGAUAAAGUCUCCGUCUUCUAUAUCUUCUCCGCCAAUGACGCCGGCGAAAUGCAAUAUGUUUGAUUACGCGGAAACUGGUGAGAAUUUGGUCGGCGAUAAGCAAUUUGUGCGGUGGUUUCGUGAAGCUUGGCCUUAUCUGUGGGCUCAUCGUAGCUGUACCUUCGUCGUUACUAUCUCCGGCGAUGUCUUAGAUGGCCCUUAUUGUGAUCUCGUUUUAAAGGACAUAGCAUUUCUUCAUCAUCUGGGAAUUAAGUUUGUUCUAGUUCCUGGAACUCAAGUGCAAAUCGACCAGCUUCUAGCUGAGAGAGGACGCGAGCCUACAUAUGUGGGUCGUUACAGAGUCACAGACUCAGCAUCUCUGCAGGCUGCCAAGGAAGCUGCGGGAGCAAUAUCUGUAAUGAUUGAGGCCAAACUAUCUCCCGGACCUUCCAUUUAUAAUAUACGCCGACAUGGUGAUAGUAGUCGUUUGCAUGAAACAGGUGUUAGGGUCGACACUGGUAACUUCUUUGCAGCAAAGAGAAGAGGUGUUGUUGAUGGUGUUGAUUUUGGAGCAACUGGUUUAGUGAAGAAGAUAGAUGUAGAUCGGAUCCGUGAGAGGCUUGAUAGUGGUUCUGUAGUUUUAUUGAGGAACUUGGGCCAUUCCAGCUCCGGCGAAGUCUUAAAUUGCAAUACCUAUGAGGUUGCUACAGCAUGUGCUUUAGCUAUAGGAGCAGAUAAGCUUAUUUGCAUAAUGGAUGGUCCAAUUCUUGAUGAGAAUGGACAUCUUGUUCGGUUCUUGACUCUUCAGGAAGCAGAUACGUUAGUCAGAAAACGGGCACAGCAAAGCGAGAUAGCUGCCAAUUACGUGAAGGCUGUUGGGGAUGGAGGCAUAAGUAGUUUUCCUGAACCUCUUGGUUACAAUGGGAUGGUGACGACUCCCAACAAUCAUAUUGGGAGACCGAUUUGGGAAAAACACACUCUGACCUUUCAGAAUGGUGUUGGAUUUGACAACGGAAAUGGGUUGUGGUCUGGGGAGCAAGGUUUUGCUAUUGGCGGUGAGGAGAGAAUUAGCCGUUUGAAUGGAUAUCUCUCUGAACUGGCUGCAGCAGCGUUCGUUUGCAGAGGUGGUGUCAAUAGAGUUCACUUAUUGGAUGGUACUAUAAGUGGAGUGCUAUUGUUGGAGCUUUUCAAAAGAGAUGGAAUGGGGACUAUGGUGGCAAGUGAUGUAUAUGAAGGAACCCGGGAGGCGAAAGUGGAAGAUCUUGCUGGAAUAAGACAAAUAAUCACACCCUUAGAAGAAUCUGGGGCUUUAGUUCGUAGAACUGAUGAGGAGCUACUGCGAGCUUUGGAUUCGUUUGUGGUUGUGGAACGAGAAGGACAGAUUAUCGCUUGUGCGGCUUUGUUCCCUUUCUUUGAAGACAAAUGUGGAGAAGUUGCAGCUAUCGCAGUUGCAUCAGAUUGCCGUGGACAAGGCCAGGGAGAUAAAUUGCUCGAUUACAUUGAGAAGAAAGCGUCAGCUUUUGGACUCGAGAUGCUUUUUCUUCUGACAACGAGAACCGCAGACUGGUUUGUGAGACGUGGGUUUCAGGAAUGUCCAAUCGAGAUGAUACCAGAGGCAAGACGGGAAAGAAUCAAUCUUUCGAGGAGAUCAAAGUAUUACAUGAAGAAGUUGUUGCCAGACAGGAGUGGGAUAUCUGUUGUUCGAACAUUUCAGUAUGGUUCUUGAGCGUGUCGAUAAGAAGAAGAUCCAAACACAGAGCAAACUAAAAUGUAAUUGACGCAGAAAGAUUUAUCCGAAUCUCUAAGAUUCUACUGAGUUUUGAAUCAAUACGUCUACGGUUUGAUCAUUGAAAACAAAAUAACAAAAAUAUACAACAUGAA